GGUUUAUGGAAGGGGGAUCGGUCACUGUUCAGUCUUAGCCACUCACGAUGUAAAAUAUUUGAGAGAAAUGCUAGGUCCAGGUUCCACUCUCUGAAUGUUAGAGCUGCUGCUGUCAAGCCUGAGAUAGAUUUUACAAAUCCAGACUGGAAAAAAGCAAUACCAGGAGGAUUUUGAUAAGCGGUUCAGUUUGCCACAUUUGAAGGACAUCCUUGAUGUAAAGUCAAGGCCGACUACUUUCUCGCUGUUAGCAGAGGUCCCCUAGAAGAUGGCAAUGGUGCACCGCAUGAGAUGCAAUUGGGCUAUGUGAAUGAUGAUGACAGAGCACUUCUAAAGGUUAUAAAAUUUGCUUCACCAACUUCUGCUGGAGCUGAGUGCAUUGAUCCUGAAUGCAGCUGGGUAGAACAAUGGGUGCAUCGUGCAGGUCCACGCAAGCAGAUUUACUAUGAGCCAAGGGAAGUAAAAGCUGCAAUAGUUACUUGUGGAGGCCUAUGUCCUGGUCUAAAUGAUGUUAUUAGACAGAUAGUAUUUACUCUUGAAAAGUAUGGGGUUAAAAAUAUAGUCGGAAUACCAUUUGGCUAUCGCGGAUUCUUUGAUGAAAGAUUGUCAGAGAUGCCUCUUUCCCGUCGAGUGGUGCAGAACUUAAAUCUAAAUGGCGGAAGUUUUUUGGGUGUUUCGCGUGGAGGUGGUAAGGUUGAUGAGAUUGUGGAUAGCAUUCAGGCCAGGGGAAUUGAUAUGCUUUUUGUACUUGGUGGAAAUGGCACGCAUGCAGGGGCAAAUGCAAUUCAUAAUGAGUGCCGCAGGAGAAAACUGAAAGUUUCAGUCGUUGGUGUGCCAAAGACUAUAGAUAAUGAUAUACUUCUGAUGGAUAAAACAUUUGGUUUUGAUACUGCUGUGGAAGAAGCGCAACGGGCAAUUAAUUCUGCAUAUAUUGAGGCACACAGUGCUUACCAUGGUAUUGGACUGGUGAAAUUGAUGGGAAGAAGUAGUGGGUUUAUAACCAUGCAUGCGUCACUUUCUAGUGGGCAAAUUGAUAUCUGCUUAAUCCCUGAGGUUCCUUUUAAAUUAGAUGGAUCAUAUGGAGUUUUGCAGCACCUUGAGCAUUUGAUUAGAACUAAAGGAUCAGCAGUGAUUUGUGUUGCCGAAGGUGCAGGACAAGAGUUGCUCGAAAAGUCCAAUGCAACUGAUUUAUCAGGAAAUGUGAUUCUUAGUGAUAUCGGUGUCCACAUCCAACAAAAGAUCAAAAGUUAUUUCAAGGGAAUUGGUGUUCAUGCCGAUGUGAAGUACAUAGACCCAACCUACAUGAUACGAGCAUGCCGGGCUAAUGCAUCAGACGCCAUCCUCUGCACUGUACUUGGUCAGAAUGCUGUCCACGGUGCAUUUGCAGGGUUCAGCGGCGUAACAACAGGCAUAUGCAACACUCAUUAUGUGUAUCUUCCAAUCCCAGAAGUCAUUGCAACUCCAAGGCAGGUUAAUCCAAACAGCAGAAUGUGGCAUCGGUGUUUGACUUCCACUGGCCAGCCUGACUUCCUCGAUGAAGUGAACAACACCGAGAUUGCCGACUUAGUGUUAGAUCCUAACUAGGAACAUUGCAAAUUGCAAUUGCAGCAAAUCAUCAGGAAAGCUGCUGGUUACGUUACUUAUACAAUUACUUAUACAACGAUUGGCCAAAUUGGAUGGUCUCCGAUUGGAAUACAAGGAUUUUGAAUAAGGAACCACCUCCCAUUCAUUUACAAAUUUGUAAAUUAUUAUUGAUUUCCUCCAGUAAAGCCGUGGGAAGUACAAUUCACUGAUGAGGGGUGGAUAGUGUUAUUUGCCCUGAAGAGAAAAUAAAACUCGUGCUUGUAAUCGAAUAUAUAGAUAUAAUAUAGUUUUUAAU
Asparagus officinalis (garden asparagus) is the source of this 1876-nucleotide messenger RNA. RefSeq names its product ATP-dependent 6-phosphofructokinase 5, chloroplastic. NCBI's taxonomy places the organism in Eukaryota, Viridiplantae, Streptophyta, Magnoliopsida, Asparagales, Asparagaceae. The record is from RefSeq and is a predicted model, not a curated record. Gene Ontology annotation, cellular component: cytoplasm. The coding region runs from base 289 to 1581 and encodes 430 amino acids. Gene Ontology annotation, molecular function: ATP binding; 6-phosphofructokinase activity. The transcript has 13 exons. Gene Ontology annotation, biological process: glycolytic process; fructose 6-phosphate metabolic process.